This is a messenger RNA of Closterium sp. Naga37s-1, 5784 nucleotides long. The record is from the annotation of a GenBank genome assembly. Lineage: Eukaryota; Viridiplantae; Streptophyta; Zygnematophyceae; Desmidiales; Closteriaceae.
AUGAGUGUGCGCGAAUCACGUUCUCUUCUCCGCAAUGCCCUCGCGGGCGUCGACGCAGCGCGCCGAGCAGAGCUGGUGGAGUGGGCGGAUCAGGGCUCGGGGAACUGGGAAUCGGAUGCGCAAGAUGCGGGCGUGCGUGAACCGUCCUCGUCCGCAGCGCAACCCAUGUCGCGGGCCGCGCACGAUAUCGGUGUUAGUAGGCUGCGCCCGGCAACAUGCGAAAGCGCCAGCACCAGCGACAGGCGGCAGUGGGCGGGGGCGGGGAUAGGAAAGAGCGCAUCCGUGCUUUCCGCGCACGAUGUAACCGUUACGCGGAGCAUGUCCCCGCUGGAUGACUCAGUCCCCCGCAUUGCCCCCCCGCGCUCGCCCGGCGGAACCCGCGGGUUGGGGGAGCGGAGCGUGACUGAGCGGACGUUGCGGGGGAGGGGCAUGGCGGCGGUUGCGUUAAGUAGCAGCAUGCAGCGGUCCGCCACUCUUGCACGGUACCUUCAAGACCAAAGUUUCCGAGAGCAUGUGCGACAGAGAGUAGGCACGUGGGUGCUAGAGCAAGGCAGUGCGACGUCCUCGGGGACUGCGACGACGGCGACGGCGUCGGCGACGACAACUGCGACUUUCGGCGAUCUCCGUCGUCAGCAGCAUAUCCUGGACCUGCUGCGAGUUCGCUUGCUGCAGAAGCGGCAGGCAACGAGCCGCGGAUGGGAGGAUGGGGGGGUGGGAGGAGAGGAGGACGAGGAGGCGGAGGAGGAGGAGGAGGAGGAGGAGGAGGAGGAGGAGGAGGAGGAGGAGGAGGAGGAGGAGGAGGAGGAGGAGGAGGAGGAGGAGGAGGAGGAGGAGGAGGAGGAGGAGGAAGAGGAGGGCCCGGAGCUUGUGCGAACGAAAACAAUGCGUCGCAGCCUGUCGCUUCCCGAGUCAGAAUUCGACGAGCUGGUGUCGCCUCUAGUCGCACGCGGCGCCGACCGUUCCGCCGGCGGCCUGUACCUCAUCGGUCGGGACGGCAUGGACGGCACCAGGGCGAGUGGUGGGAGCAGCGGUGGCAGUGGCGGCGGCGGCGGAGCCGUUCCCGAGGUGGGUCUGCUCCGCAGCGCCGUUGGCCAGUCGCUGCUCGUAUCACGCACGGGUAGGUGGGAGAUCGAACCGCAAUCCACUCUGAGACGCCUCCGCCUACCGCGCAAGGAAUCCCCGCUGCUCUUCGCGGAUCGCGCAGGCCGUGCACAAUCGAGCGCGCGCGCGGACGGCUGGGGAGGGAGGGGAGACGAGGGAAUCGGGGGACGGGUUGAGGCGGGGGAAUGCUGGGAGGGCGCGGGCACCGAUUAUGUAGCGCGUGCGGGGAGCGCGGAAGAGCGGACGGCGGACGUGCAGGGGGCUUCCGCGGAGAGGUUCUUGCGGAGUGCUGGGGGACGUGCAGGAGGUGCUGCAGGCGGGGGAAUGGGUGGGGGAAUGGGAGGGGGAAUGGGCGGGGGAAUGGGCGGGGGAAUGGCCGGGGAAGACGUUAGACGGGGAAGGGAGUUCCCAGGGACUUCAGCCAUGGGCCCUGUUUCCCCCAAAGGCUACACUGCCUUGCAGGAUAGUAUCCCGGGCACCAUGGGCGGCCGACAGGCGGAAGAGAGAUCCAGGGCGGACGAUCUUGGGCUCUCCGCGGGAUUGGGCGGCCAGGGCGCGCGCCUCCCCGGAAGCAGCGGCGGAAUGGGCGCAGUCCCGCUGCUUUCCGCCAUGCCCAAGUCGCUGAGCAUGCCCGUGAGACGCCUGAUGCCCCUGCCCUUCAACCUCAGCCAAGUGGCCGCUGCUGCUGCUGCAGGCGCUGCAACAGGCGUGCAGCAGCAGCAGCCGCAGCAGCAGACGCAGCCGCAGCAGGGAGGAUGGCCAGGAGGCGGAGGCGGAGGCGGAGGCGGAGGCGGAGGCGGAGGCGGAGGAGGGGGAGGGGGAGGGGGAGGGGGGGGUGGAAGUGGGGAGAGUGUGUCGGUGAAAAUGGCAGUGAUGAUGGAGCGGCUACUGGCGGCCCGAGGGCUGGCUCACGCGGACGGACUGGGACCGGCAGCAGAUGGAGCCGUGGGCGUAACAGCAGCAGCAGCAGCAGCAGCAGCAGCAGCAGCAGCAACAACAACAACAGCAGCAGCAGCAGCAGCAGCAGGAGGAACAGCAGGAGGAACAGCAGGAGGAAAAGGACGGGCAGGUGCCAGCAGGUCGGUGGAUGGCAAUGCUGCUGCCCCCCGUGCCCUGCGCAAGUCACAGAGCGCCCCUCGCCGCGGCAUGGAUGCAGACGCCGAUGCUGCUGCUGCCCUCCUGCUCGCCUCCUCCGGGAACCUCCCCUGGAACCACAGCCCUCUGGCCUUCAAACCUGCUGCUGCUGCUGCUGCUGCCCCUGCUGGAGAAUCAGCAGCGGCAGCAGCUGUGAUGUCACCCAGACUGCCCUCUGCUGGCCUGCCCCCCCUCUCCCCUGGUCCACCUGCACCAGUUCCACCUGGGCCUGCACCAGGACCAUCUGGUGCAGGUACUGGUGCAAUGGGCACGAGAAAGGCAGAAGGGAAGGCGGGUGUGCGGGAGAGGCGUGGGCUCCACAGGGGGGUGUCUGUUGCUGCGUCUCCUUCUGUUUCGUCCGGUACCUUUGUUUCCUCUGCUUUGUCUUCGUCCGUGUCACGACAUCUGCGGCGCACGGUGACAGAUCCAACGGAAAGGGGGAGAGGGCAGGAGAGUGUUGUGGCUGCUGCUGCUCCCGCUUCUGCUGCUACGGGUGCUGCUGCUGCUGCUGCUUCUGCUGGUGGUGCUGGUGGUGGUUCUGCUGCUACUGGCAGUGCGAGCGGAGUGCCUGUCUCCACAGCACAAGCAACAGGGACGGCGGCAAUGGAAGGGGUGGGAGGCGAGGUGAUGGCAUGGGCGGUUCGUGCGGUGCAGUGCGGUGCUGUUCCUCCUCCUCCUGCUGCUGUUCGCCAGGCUGCCGGCUUGCGGUCAAACAAGUCAAGACGGUCAAGACACUCAAGCAAAGGCCAGCAGCAGCAGCAGCAGCAACAGCAGCAGCAGCACAGUGGCUGGGCAGAGGCAGGUACGGCUGCUUCUGCUGUGCCUGGUGCUGCUGCUGCUGGUGCUGGUGGUGCUGCUGCUGCUGCACCAGGAGGAGCGUGGAGAAAGCAAGGCAGGACCGCAGCAGUGGUGUCUGAAGGCGUGAGUGCGUGGGUGGGGAGUGUAACCGAGGGAAUGGUCACAGGGCAAAGGAGAGCGAGGGUGCCGGCUCACGCGCGGUUACACGACGACGAAGGGCCGUGUGUGGACGAGUCCGUUCUCAAAGACAUGGACCUCCCACUCUUCUUCCACUCAGGCCCUCCCUUACAGCACAUGCUCGCUCUCGGCCUGCCUCCUGGUGCCUUCCUGCCGAAUUCUACUGUGGAAGCACGAGGAGGAGAGGGGGAAGGAGGAGGUGGAAUGGGUCGAGAAGGAGUAGGGGGAACGGCAGAGGCCGGUGGUGUUGACACGACGACGACCACCACCGCCACCACGGCCAGCAGCAGCAGCAGGCGUGCAUACGCACAGCGAGUCUUCCGCACGAGCCGCUUUCCCCUCUCUCUCGGUGCAGUCGUGUCAGCUUUAUCUGACCACAUGGGUUCGUUAGCGCCUCCCGGCUCCUCUCUCGCCCUCACUGCUGCCACAGCCGCCGCUGCUGCCGUUGCUGCGGCUGCUUCUGCUGGGGGAGUGGCGGCCGCAUCUUCCUCCUCCCUCUCCCCCGUGCCCGUCGCCUCUCCAUGGAAGUCGUCUUCCGUUUCCCUGCUCUCAUCCCCUGCUCCUCAACCUCCUCUCCCUCCUCACCCUCCUCAGCCUUCUCACCCUCCUCAGCCUCCUCAACUGCCUCUGACCACACCUGCUGCUGCUGUUCCUGCUGCAGCUUCUGCUCCCUGGGGAGCUGUUGAGAACGUGCUUUCCCAGUCUUUGCCUGUGCCUGUUCCUGUCCCUGCGAGUCAAAAUUCCACACCCCGUCGCAGCCAACCCCUGGUUAAAGGAAAGCUGAAUCCGGCUUCUCCUGCUGCUGCCGCCACCGCUACCGCCGCCGCCGCCACCGCCGCCGCCACCGCCGCCGCCACCGCCACCGCCGCCAACGGCAAUAGUAGCAUCACCUGUAUCAACACGAGCAUCAGCAGCAGCAGGAGCAGCAGCAGCAGCAGUUUGCAGUCCCUCAGCCAGCAACCCCAUCGUCUUCCCCCCUCACUUGACCCAAAGACCACACUUCCUCUUCCCCCAUCCUCCCCCUCCCCACCCCAGCUUACACUCCCCACUCCCUCACUCCUCCCCUUCCCCCCAACUCACCCCACCACCUCUCUCUCCUAUUCGCCGCACCCCCCUCGCGUCCCUCCCCGCCCCACUGCGUCUCUCUCCCCUCGCCGAGCACAUGUGGGUGUGCAUGAGAGAGAGGGGGAGGGCGUGAGGGGGUGGGGAGGAGGGGAGGGGGUGAGAGGAAGCCGUGGGCCCAUUAGUGGAUUAAAUUUGGAUGGGCUGGAAGGUGAUGGCAAAGAGGCUGCGGUGGGGUUGGCUUCUAAGGGAGCUGUUGCUGCUUCUGCUCCUCCUGCUGUUGCUGCUUCUGCGAGUGGUGAUGCUGGUGCAAGAGGAGUGAAUGGGAGUCGUAGCUACCGCGGCAGGAAUGCUACCCUUGGUAUUGCUGCUCCUGCUGCUGCUGCUGCUGCUGCUGCUGCUGCUGCUGCUUCCGCUGCUCCUGCUUCUGCUACUGGUAAUGGUGGUGCUAGUCGAGGUGCCGGUGCUGGUGUUUCACUGCCGCCGAGCGAUCCUCCAAACGAGCACCAGCAUCCGUCUCCUCCCUAUCCCCUCAUUCUCCCACACCCACCUCCUCACAGCAACACGUCCCCCCCUCGUCCCUCUCCCCACACUCGCCUCUCCCACUCCUCGUCGUCCUCCUCCUCCACUUCUCACCACCACCCUAGCACCACCCCUGCUUCAGCCAGUAGUUCUGCUUCCACCAGCCUCCCCGCCAGCAGUAGCAAGGUUCUGGGGAGUGCAGCAGGGGAGAGACACCAAGGGCUGGAUAACACUCGUGCUGCUGCCAGGACUGUGCCUCUCUCCUCUCUCUCCCCUGCUAACGGCGCUCUUUCCUCCUCCACUGCCAACGGCCCUGUGAUUGGGACUUCUAUUCCCAAUGGUUCUGUGAGGGCUGCGCCUAGUGCCUUAAGUGGUGCAAGUGCUUCACGUGGUGCUCCAAGUGCUGCAGGAAGUGUAACAAGUGCAGUAAGUGCAGCAGUUCUGUUGAGUGCCCCGAGCAAGGGACGGCGGGGGGUGGAGCCAGUGGUAGUGGCAAGGACGGGUAUAAGUGUCUCGGGCAGGCACAACCUGCCUUCUGCAGCCGCUUCUGCUGCUUCUGACGGUGCAGCUGCUACUGCUUCUGCUGCUGGUGUUGAUGGUAGUCACGGUGCGGAUGCAGCAACAGCAUCAGCAACACCACCAGCAGCGGCAAAUGGUGUGGGAGGGAAUGAUAUGGGAGCUGUGCAAGGUGGCGGUGGUGGUGGUGGUGGUGGCGGUGGUGGUGGUGGGGGUGGUGGGGAUGGGAAUCCCCUGCUGCAAGGAGGGCAACAGGGGGAAGGCUGGAGGGAGAACAUCCGGGGGAAUGUUCUGAGCCGUGGAAACAAAAUGCAUGGGGGAAGGGGGGGAGGGAGAGGAGUGCGAGGAAGGAGGGGAGGACGUGUUGGUGGUCGGAUCAGUGCCACAGAGCAAGAGCAGGGGCAUGGCAAUGGCAUGCGUGCGAUGGGUGUUGUGGGUGGAAGGUUUCAGAUGCUGGGGAAGAUUAGCCCUUGA